This is a messenger RNA of Dromiciops gliroides (monito del monte), 1723 nucleotides long. RefSeq names its product complement C1q like 2 (gene C1QL2). Bases 511 to 1386 code for a protein of 291 amino acids. The record is from RefSeq and is a predicted model, not a curated record. Lineage: Eukaryota; Metazoa; Chordata; Mammalia; Microbiotheria; Microbiotheriidae. Gene Ontology annotation, molecular function: protein binding. The transcript has 2 exons.
GAAAGAGAGUAGCGGAGAGAGUGCAACGGGAAGAGAGACGCACACACACGACAGGAGCUGAAUCCUGGGAGAGAGGCAGAGGCAGAGAGGCAGCAGAACCCGGAGCACCAGUCAGACGCCAGUGCAAACACUUGAAGCCUGAAUCGUGAUCCUUGUGUGCUAGGGGUGCGUCUCCAGCUUGCGGCCAUCUAUCAGGAUGCCCUCACCAUGCCCGCUGGGCUCCGAGGCUCUCUGAAGCAGCCCCAGCGCGGCCGGUCGGGCUGCUGGGGGCUGGAGCGCUCCGGCUGAAGUUCAGCGGGGCGGCUGGGUGCUGGAGGGGGAGCGUGGGAAUCUGCACGUCGGGGAGGCGGCCCCGACUCAGCGCAGCCGGCCCUUCUUCGCAGGGAGCGGGGUGACCCGCGCCGCCUCACCAUUACUUCUCCGGGAAAAGAGGACCUGGUCGCUGUCGCCUCCCGGCUUUGGCAGAGGCGGAGGCGCGCCUGCCUGGCCGCCGUCGGCGUACUGCUGGCCAUGGCCCUGGUGUUGCUUAUUGCGGUGCCCCUGCUCCUGCUGCAGGCUGCACCCCCCAGUUCGGCUCACUACGAGAUGAUGGGAACUUGCCGCAUGAUAUGUGACCCCUACAGCGGGGGACCCGGGGGAGGGCCCGGGAGUCCAGGCGGCAAAGCGGCCCCAGGUCCCAGCACAGCUGCCCUGGAAGUCAUGCAGGACCUCAGCGCCAAUCCUCCUCCCCCCUUCAUCCAGGGACCCAAAGGAGAGCCCGGCCGGCCGGGGAAACCGGGACCCCGAGGUCCCCCUGGAGAGCCAGGACCUCCUGGACCAAGAGGACCCCCAGGAGAGAAAGGAGACUCAGGAAAACCCGGGAUGCCCGGGCUGCAGCUGGCGGCGGGAGGGGCAGGCGGGGGCAGCGUCGGGGCCAUUGGUGGUGGAGGAGUAGGAGGCGGUGGGGACGUCGGCGAGGUGACCGGGGCACUGAGCGCCGCGUUCAGUGGCCCCAAGAUAGCUUUCUACGUGGGCCUGAAGAGCCCGCAUGAGGGUUACGAAGUGCUCAAGUUCGACGACGUGGUCACCAACCUGGGCAACCAUUACGACCCAACUACGGGCAAGUUCAGCUGCCAAGUACGAGGGAUCUACUUCUUCACCUACCACAUCCUCAUGCGAGGCGGGGACGGUACCAGCAUGUGGGCAGACCUCUGCAAGAACGGGCAGGUCCGUGCCAGCGCCAUCGCCCAAGACGCGGACCAGAACUACGACUACGCUAGCAACAGCGUGGUGCUGCACCUGGACUCCGGGGACGAGGUCUACGUGAAGCUGGACGGGGGGAAGGCGCACGGUGGUAACAACAACAAGUACAGCACUUUCUCUGGCUUUCUUUUAUACCCCGAUUAGGGAGUGGGAGAGGGGAGCGGCGCACUCCACCCCCUCCUCCCUCCUCGGCCCGAGCUCGGGGUGCAGCUCUUUUCUGCAGGACCCUCUCACUUCAUGGCAACUCGUCACUUUUCAGUUGGGACAGACACCAAACCACAUCCUCCUCCACCUAGUCAGUCAGUCCCCACUCCCCUAGCCUGCCAUCCGUGUAUUUGUAAUCUCACUCGCUCGCUCUGCUGGGGCCCCCGACAGAGUUCUGGCUCAGGAUUCGCCCAUCGUCGCUGAGGGAGGGGGAGGGAGAGGAAGGGGACCGAGAUGGGGUGUAGGAUCCAAAGGUACCUACUACAUACUUACAGAA